Molecule: messenger RNA, 939 nt
Organism: Chironomus riparius
Lineage: Eukaryota; Metazoa; Arthropoda; Insecta; Diptera; Chironomidae
Source: the annotation of a GenBank genome assembly
UAAUAAUCAACAAGUUUAAAAGAAGUAAACAACUUAUUCCGUCUUAUUUAUUUGAAAAACAAACAAAGAAGAUAAAAAAGAAGUUUAAUAAAAAAAAAAAUGAAUAGAUUUGCAGCAAUUUUGUUAAUUCUUGGAUCAUUGGCUGUUCUUGUAACAUCCAAAAUAGGAAAUCUUGACAUUUCGCCUAAAGGUGAUGGUAGCAAAGGAUCUUCAAGAGUUUCAGAGAAUGACAAUUUAAACUCAGAACAAGAAUGUCCAGCAGGUAUGCAUUUCACCGACAAACCUCAUCUUUGUGAAUUCACAUGCACAGACAAAGGAGUCAACAUUUCAUGCAAAAGCUUAGAUCAACCUGGAUGCGUCUGUCCAUUUGAAAAAUACUACAACACUGAAACUAAGGCUUGCUCAUAUGUUGAUUGUAAGAACCUUGACUGUGUCGGACGUCAAAAUGAAGCAUUUUAUCAUUGUGAAAGUGGAAGCAGAGAGUCAUGUUUAUGCUCAAAUUUCAUCACACUUGAUUGUAGAACUGGUUGUCAGUGUAAAAAUGGAUUCUGCAGGGAAGGUGACAAAUGUGUCGCACGUAAAUGCAAGGGAUCUCCAUUCUCAUAAGGAGGUGCUGUUUUAUUUUAAAAAAAUGUCGCAACUUGUGGAACUAAGUUCAAUAAGUACUUAAACUCGAGUGAUAAAAAAUUUGUGUUGACAUGUGGGCGAUGAAAAGGCAACAGCAUGUUGAAUUUCUCCGUCCAUAUAUCUGUUUUGUGACUCGUGUUGAUGUGGUGUUGCCUUGACGUUAUCAUAAGUCAUUAGGCAGUCUUCCGAACGGAGAAAUACAGCAAGAGGCGCCUUUAAGUAACCACCAUGUCAUUAUAAGCUAUUGUCGCUCGGGAAAAGAUUGAAAAUUUGAAAUAAAAUGAAAUUUCUCACAAAUUUCUUAUAAAUUAA